CCAGUUUGGCAUUAUCGACGUGCGGGAGCGAAAAUUACAGGUUAUUCGACGAAAUGAAAUAACGGGAUAGUCUUCUCGGCAAACAGGAGCAUGAAGCAGACACGACGCGAGCUGCAGCCUCUCGGCAAACGAUUCGGAAAACUGGAUCUCGAUCGAGUUGGUAAAGGUUUUUUCACGAUCCAUCGCCGGCACCCUUCGACAAGUACACCGGAACAACUGUAAAGUUUCGGGAGGGCAUCGAGAAGGGACGUCAACUGCACCCUGGCCCACCCACACCCUUAUUCGAACAGAAAUUCACGCGAAUUUUCUACGGAGAGGCGUUGAAUGAACCAUGGCGAUCGCAGCCGAAAGAUCGGUUGCAUUUACCGAGCUAAAGGAGUGUAGCUGAUAGCACGACUGUUUCGCAGCUGAAACGCGAAGAGGCGAAAAUCGCCGGCCGCUUGUUACCACCGUCGCCGGCACAAAAUCACGCGACACCGGGCGAUUAUUAUGGGUGUUUCGAGAAAAUCAGUUACUUCAGUCCCGCUUUGAAAGAAGAGAGAAAGAAGCAACGCGUACCGGAGCUACCGAACGUGAAGAUCAAGCCUAAUCCACGAGGAGGACCAGGAUACGCGGAUAUCGGCAUGAGCCCUUACCCGACUUACUCCCACGAGCCGUAUGAUCGCGAAAUAAGAUUCAGAAAAGGAAAACCUGUUGGUCGAUUCCUGAGUGCCAGCGCGCCACUCGAUUUUUUCCCACCGAAUCCUUACGAGGAUCAAGAGCCGGGACUCUACUAUAUACCCCCGGAUGAAGCUAAAACAACAAUGCUGCCACCCGGUCGAAUUUAUGUCCCCUUCCCGAAGAAACCGGGCGGUAAUCACUCGGGCUGUUUUGAAAAAUUUCCGAGCUACUCCAGUGAUCCUUACAUCAAGGACAAGGAGAAGAAAAAGGAACUGGGUCCAUUCCUCGCCGGCGCGCCAACCUCCCGAUCAAAAUACACUAAUAGCACCAUAAAUUAUGUCACCGCAAUUUCCUGUAACGCGCAAAAUUACCACGACUAUCAGGCACGUGUUUAUCCAUUGGACAAAUGAGACUCGUCACUGUUUCGUAUACACUCGAUAGAAAAAGUCUACCUAUAGCUUUUAAAACGGCAUAAUUUUUUGUUUUAAAUCGGACCAAACGACACGGUCAUUGUUGAGGGGUUAAAAGAUCUAGUUCAUUGGACAAUGGGUAAACACAUUUUUACAUAACAUGUAACUGGUUGGAGUGACAAAAAAAUUAAAGAACGAUGUUAUAUGCA
Megalopta genalis is the source of this 1279-nucleotide messenger RNA. Lineage: Eukaryota; Metazoa; Arthropoda; Insecta; Hymenoptera; Halictidae. The record is from RefSeq and is a predicted model, not a curated record.